Molecule: messenger RNA, 1491 nt
Organism: Penicillium expansum
Lineage: Eukaryota; Fungi; Ascomycota; Eurotiomycetes; Eurotiales; Aspergillaceae
Product: FAD linked oxidase, N-terminal
Exons: 1
Coding region: 1-1491 (496 amino acids)
Cellular component (GO): membrane
Molecular function (GO): D-arabinono-1,4-lactone oxidase activity; FAD binding
Source: RefSeq, a predicted model, not a curated record
AUGUUUCGCUCGCGCUCAUCUUUGAGCGGUGCAUUUCUGUCUCUUCUGGCUGCGAGCUCCGGUGUCGAAGCGUACCGCUGGUUUAACUGGCAAUUUGACAUCACAUGCGAGGCCACAGCCUACUAUGUGCCUGCCAAUGAAUCAGAGCUUGUUGAAUUUGUGAAAUACCAUUACCCACGCAAGACCCUGCUCAAGCCCGUCGGAAAUGGCCACGGUUUUGGCAAUCUCACCACCUGUGUCAAUGACAAAGACACUGAUCGAGAAUCUUAUAUUCUCAGCUUGGCCAAUCUAAAACAUCUGGAAAUCCAUGACAACCACACGGUCACCUUUGGUGGUGGCUGGAAUUUGGUUGAUCUCAUGCCAACUCUGGAAGAGAAUGGUCUCCAAGUAGCCAACCUUGGCAGCGAAAUGGUGCAGAACUACAUCGGUGCCUCUACUACCGGAACCCACGGUACUGGAAAGCAACACCCGAACCUCGCCACUCAGAUUGUCGGCCUUCGUGUCCUCGAUGCAACAGGAGAGAUCCACCAUAUCACAAAGAAAGACACCCCUGAAUUGCUCAAAGCUUACAGCAUUGCGAUUGGAGCCUUGGGAAUUAUCGUCGAGGUGACAAUCCAGGUGGAGCCCUUGGCCUACCUCAAGCGCACCACCAAGCUUGUGGAGGGACCCAACAACAUCACCGAGCUCUAUGAGUUGGUUGCAGAGAUUGGCGAAAAAUACGAGCAGGUCAACAUUGUCGGCCCUACUCUGAAAUGGGAUCAGUCCGAGCACGAGCUUGUGCUCAAUCCCAAUAUCACACUGGUCUACUGGGAGGAGACUGAUUACAAGGGAGUCCGGAACUGCUCCUUGGAUUUCUGCUCCAAUGACUGCGGACACUGUGACCGAAACUAUCACUGUUAUGAUUACAAGAUGGAAGCAAUUGCGACCACCCCAGCUGGCAUUUGUUACCGUGGCUUCAUGGGCCAGUUCGAGCACUUCUUCCCAAAGGAGAACCUGGCCGAGAUUGGCACGGACUAUUUGACCUACGCCCAGGCCCAGUCCGAGCGCAUGAAGCCUCACAUCGAUACCUCUGUUAUCGGCCCAGGCUUGAAGGGACACUACCUGAGUGACGAUGUGACUGUCAUCACCCGAUUCAUCAAGGGUGAUGACAACUGGUUGUCUCCAGUCAACAACGACAACUUGAAGCCCAACGCAAGUGGGAUCUUUGCCACGUUGGAAUAUUCUUGGGUUCCCACCUACAACAACUUCACCACCCAGUACUUCUUCCAGGAGCUGGCCAGCGAAUACAUCCCGAAGUUUGGUGAAACCUACAAUGUCCAACCUCACUGGAACAAGAUGCAGUUCCACAAUGAGACUUACAGUGCCACGAUCUACCCAAAGAUCCACGACUGGGUUGAUAUUCAGGAGAAGAAUGAUCCCAACUGCCAGUUUGUCAACCCAUUUUUGGCCAAGGCCCUGGGUAUCGAGCGCUGCCAGUACCUUUUCGAUUAG